This is a messenger RNA of Formica exsecta, 2486 nucleotides long. RefSeq names its product tektin-4-like (gene Tektin-A). Lineage: Eukaryota; Metazoa; Arthropoda; Insecta; Hymenoptera; Formicidae. The transcript has 10 exons. Gene Ontology annotation, biological process: cilium movement involved in cell motility; cilium assembly. Gene Ontology annotation, cellular component: nucleus; microtubule cytoskeleton. Bases 321 to 2093 code for a protein of 590 amino acids. The record is from RefSeq and is a predicted model, not a curated record.
AUAAUAAUUGUUUGGUCGAAACUUCACAGCUUAUUUCACAACAAACUGCGGUAAGCUUUUUUUAAAGUUAUUUAUUUACAUAUAUUAUACCGACAUACAUGCGUAUACCGAUACAGCGAUAUGUCUCAUUCCACAUAUAUGUAUAAAAUGCAGAAAAACUACACCACACACGUGUGUAUCGUACACCACAUAUACACGACAAAUAGAAAGCUAACUGAAUCAAAUGGCGUGAAUAUUUGUGAAUAAUUGUAUUUAUUCAUCGUAUCACAUUAUAAAUACAAUCUAUUAUCACUCAUCUCACAAAAAUUUCGAAAUAGAAAAUGCAACCGAGUCCUACGAUGGAACGCGGAGAUGGAUGCGGUGACAACAUCGAAAAACCUCCGUCCUAUUUACCUCAGCCCGAGGAUGAUUAUCCAUUGAAACCUGAAUGCUCGAUUGAACCGUUUGGUUCAUGUGCUACAGGCUGUGUAACGUGUUCUACUAAAGGUGGAAUCACAGGUUUAAGACCAGUUGUGGAUCAAUAUUCUAUCACUCGUUAUGGACCAAGCGAAUGGCGGGCGCAUAAUUUAAAUAUCUUUCAGCAAUCGAAUGAGAAAAUUUGUGAUGCUCAAGUCACGGCCAGCAAUGCGAAGCAAUGCGUAAAACAAACGUACGCAGCAGCUGAUAAAACGCAAUUAGAGACGACGGAACAUUUAAAAACGCGGGCUAACGUGGUCUAUCAUUGGAAGGCGGAAUUGGAACAUGCGAUCGCUGCCAACGUGGAAGAAAUAGGAUUGUUGGAGGCUGAGCGUCGUCGAGUACAGAGAUCUUUGUCAAUAUUGACCAUUCCAGCAUCUAUCGCAAAUGAGUUUUUGCAGUUACGCUCCUCUCGCUUAGAGUCGGAUCUCGUCCGCGACAACGUUGAGGAGCAACUAACAAAGGAAAUAGCGCUUUGUUCCGAGAUACGAAAUUUAUUAAGUCGAACUCACGAACAGAUUGAGACGCAGAUGAUUGAAUUAAAGACCGUCAAGGCGCGGAUGGAAAGCGAUUGGUCUGAUAAAGUUCAUACUUAUAACAUAGACUCUUUGUGUGUGAAUUUAUCUAACGAUUCUCCGCUUUUGUUGUGGAAAGCUGGAGUUACGAGAAUUCCAGCCGAUCAGUCAACUCCUACAAGUUAUGAACAAUUCACGCGAGAAGCACUAGCCGCCGGCGAAAGUGCUAGAGAAAGAUCCAUAAAUUUAAGAUCGACUUUGAACAAAAUAUAUAUUAGUUCCGUUAAAGACCUACGCGAUCAAGCAACUUGCGUUGACAUUGCACUCGCGGAAAACGUGAAACUUACGCAAGAUUGUCUUCAGCAAUUAGAGAAGGAAUUACUUCGCUGCUUGGAUGAACUAGGGAGUACGGAAAAACUGAUUGAAGAACUUCGGGAUUCAACGAAAGGAUUAAAUAAUGCCAUGAAAUUAGCACAAACAAGAUUGGAUAAUAGAUUGAAUCGAUGUAAUGUUGAAAGUUGUCGAGAUGCACCUCAAUUUGCUCUUAUUGAAGAAGUGAAAUCUCUUGGCGAACGCACUUCCGCUAUAUUGGCAGAAUUAAAACGCGCUGAGGAAUCUCAGGCGAAAUUAGUCGAGACAAGAGAAGAGAAACAAAUACCGCAUUCUGUGAAACGUGACCCGGUGCAAGAGGCAGUGGAUAUAGCACAGGAGGAGGAAAAGAAAGAUGUGAAUUUGGAGGUUCUCGAAGACGUUGAGGAAACAGCUCGGCAACCAGUUUAUCAAAUUCGACCGCAUCUUCAUGAAAAAUUUAAACCUCUAAGUGCAAAAGAGAUAAUACACGAUGUAUUGUUUGAUCAACUCGCUACGAAAUCAUAUGAUGCACAGGCAGCUGCUCAAUGGACCAAAGAUAUAGCAGAUGUUAUCGAAAGAAGAAUCAAAGACUUACAGUUUAAAAGAUAUAAAUACAUUGUCAAUGUGGUUUUGGGACAACAACAUGGUGCGGGUGUAAAAAUAGGCACAAGAUGCAUCUGGGAUGCAGAAGCUGAUACAUAUGCUUAUGAUAGUUUUAUCAAUGAUACUAUAUUCUGUAUGGCUAUAGUAUAUGCAGUUUAUUUUUAUUAGAAAGACAUUUUCUGAAGAAAAACGCAUAUGAAUAAAAUGCAUGAGUGGAAAAAUAUCAUUAUUUAAAAAUGUCAAUUUUAUUAAAAUACAAUCUAUUAUCAUACGUAUUAACACAUAUGCAACACAUGUUAUAUAACAUGUUAUUGUAUAUGACAUAAUACAAUUUUUACAUAUAAUUACAAAUAGCAUUUGUGUUCAGAAACAGAGGCAUAUACAUGAUUAUGUUUGCAAUGAUAUAUUUUUCAUUUAAAUGGUUCUUUUUAAUACUAAAAUUAUUAUAGCACCAUAAUUCACGGUAAUAUAGUAUAAUUAAAAGUUAUUUAUCCUACUUGUUACAGUACUUAUUGUCAUGAUUUGUUUGCUUCAUACAUAUUUUUAAUAAAUUACUUUUGA